Messenger RNA from Malania oleifera, 1672 nucleotides. Its product is annotated as anthocyanidin 5,3-O-glucosyltransferase-like. The coding region runs from base 358 to 1545 and encodes 395 amino acids. Lineage: Eukaryota; Viridiplantae; Streptophyta; Magnoliopsida; Santalales; Ximeniaceae. The record is from RefSeq and is a predicted model, not a curated record. The transcript has a single exon. Gene Ontology annotation, molecular function: UDP-glycosyltransferase activity.
CAGUUCAUCUCCUAACUAUUUGUCAUCCCUGUGUUUUGUUUUAUUACCCUGGGUCUCUCUCUCUCUCUCUCUCUCUCCUGAACUUUUGAUUCUGAGAUUAAUGGCGAAGGGCAGUACGAUUGGCUUUUUAAAUUAAAUACCCAGCUCCCGCGCAGGCCACCUAGUUUUCCAUGGUAGAGUUCGAAAGCUCAUCCUCUACCACCACCCUUCACUCUCCAUCUCAAUCUUAUCUCCGCUCCCUCCGCCCGCCGCACACGACGCCGCCUACAUCGACAAACGUCUUCCGCCACCGUCCCUUCCCUCUCCUUCCGUCUCCUCCCGACCGUCUCACUCCCCCAAGACCAUCCCGCAUCCUCCAUGCCCAAACCCCUGCAGUCCUUCGACCUCACGCGCCUCAACAACCCCAACCUCCGCCAGACCCUGCUCGACAUUUCCCAAACCUCCACCCCCAAAGCCCUCGUCAUCGACUUCUUCUGCAAGCGGCGCGCCCUCCGAAUAUCGCCUGUCGAAGUUCAAAUCCCCACCUUCUUCUUCUUCACCUCCGGCGCAUACGGCCUCGCCGUCUUCCUCUACCUUCCCACAAUUCACCACCGCAACACCCCCCGGACAUUCAAAGAUCUCCCCGCCGGCACUCACCUCGAUGUCCCUGGCGCUCCGCCGUUUCUGCUCUCCGACAUGCCCCAGGAAAUGCUAAAUUUCGAGAUUUUUUAUCGGAACUUCUUAUCCACGGCGAUCCAGAUGGCAAAAUCGGCAGGAAUCAUCGUGAACACGUUCAGGUUGUUGGAAGAAAACGCAAUCAAAACAAUUGAGGAAGGUCUGUGCGUCCCCGGCGAUCGAACGCCCCCCAUUUUUUGCAUGGGGCCACUGGUUACCACUUCCGCCGCUGCCGAUAAGAAACAUGAUUGCUUAAUCUGGCUGGAUUCGCAACCGGAGCGAAGCGUCGUGUUUCUGUGUUUCGGGAGUAGGGGGCAGUUCUCGGAGGCGCAGCUGAAGGAAACGGCGGCGGGAUUGGAGAGAAGCGGCACUCGGUUCAUGUGGGUGGUGCGCAAUCCACCCGCCGGAGGCGAAACUGGGCCCAAUUUAGCGGGGGGCAAGGCGAGCUUGGAGUCCUUGCUGCCGGUAGGAUUUUUGGACAGGACGAGGGACAGGGGUCUAGUUGUAAGGGACUGGGCGCCGCAAGCGGCGGUGCUGAGUCAUGACUCGGUGGGCGGGUUCGUGACUCACUGCGGAUGGAACUCGAUUCUGGAAGCGGUGCGUGGCGGGGUGCCUAUGGUUGCGUGGCCUCUGUACGCGGAGCAGAGGUUGAACAGGACAGCGUUGGUGGCGGCGAUGGGGGUGGCAUUGCCGGUGAACGUGUCGGAAAACGGGUUUGUGAGUGCGGAUGAGUUGGCAGAACGGGUGAGCGAGUUGAUGGACUCAGAGAAGGGCAAAGCGGUCAGGGAACGAGUCGCGGCAAUGAGAGAUGGUGCAAUGGAGGCAAUGAGGGCGGGGGGAUCGUCUAUUGUUGACUUGGCCAAAUUUGUCGACUCACUGAGACUAGGGUGAGCGAGUUGGACGACUCAGUCCUGGUCAAGGACUCGGUUGGCCAAAUAAUUCACUGAGACUAUGCUUUGAUAACACUAUGUCGUAUAUUUUGGACUUUUUAAUAAUUAAAAUCAACUAUUUCUAAGUA